UAGGGCCAAUUGGAACUCCAUCAAUUUCAUACAACGAAUCGACACUAACAAGAAGUCCCUCAGCCAAUUGGACUCUUGGUAUUACAGAACACUCCAAAGAAACUUUAAUUACAUCCUACAAUGAUGAUAAUACUAUUAAAAACAGGCAAUGAUUGUACACAUUGUGCUAUAAUUUGACAAUAAUCGAAUAAACACAAAAAGAGUUUGUAAAGAAGAAGUUUUCAUCGAGUUUCGUCUUCUCCUACAAGUCAUGUGUGCCUAGUAUGUUGUGCGCGUCAAGUUUCGUUGACAUCCGAACCCGUUUGAGCAUUUUAGUGUGUCAAACGGUUCGAAAAAGAGUUAUUAAGUAAUAAGAUUUCAUAAACAGAAAUUAAGCUCCAGAUUCAAAACCGGGAAUUGGUUUCGAGUCCCGUCUUCUCCUACAAGUCAUGUGUGCCUAGUAUGUUGUGCGUGUCAAGUUUCGUUGACAUUUGAGCCUGUUUGAGUAUUUUAGUGUGUCAACCAGUUCAAAAAAGAGUUUGUAAAGAAUAAGUUUUCAUAAACGAAAUGAAUGCUCUAGAUUCAAAACCGUGAAUCGGUUUCGAGUUCUGUCUUCUCCCACAUGUCAUGUGUGCCUAGCAUGUUGUGUAUGUCAAGUUUCGUUGAUAUCCGAGCCUGUUUGAGCAUUUUAGUGUGUCAAACGGUUCGAAAAAGAGUUAUUAAGUAAUAAGAUUUCAUAAACAGAAAUUAAGCUCCAGAUUCAAAACCGGGAAUUGGUUUCGAGUCCCGUGUUCUCCUACAAGUCAUGUGUGCCUAGUAUGUUGUGUGUGUCAAGUUUCGUUGACAUCAGAACCCGUUUGAGCAUUUUAGUGUGUCAACCGGUUCGAAAAAGAGUUAUUAAGUAAUAAGAUUUCAUAAACAGAAAUUAAGCUCUAGAUUCAAAACCAGGAAUCGGUUUCAAGUCCCGUCUUCUCCUACAAGUCAUGUGUGCCUAGUAUGUUGUGCGUGUCAAGUUUCGUUGACAUUCGAGCCUGUUUGAGCAUUUUAGUGUGUCAACCGGUUCGAAAAAGAGUUUGUAAAAAAUAAAUUUUCAUAAACGGAAAGAAGGCUCUAAAUUCAAAACCGGGAAUCGGUUUCGACUUCUGUCUUCUCCUACAAGUCAUGUGUGCCUAGCAUGUUGUGCAUGUCAAGUUUCGUUAACAUCCGAGCCCGUUUGAGCAUUUUAGUGUGUCAACCGGUUCGAAAAAGAGUUUGUAAAAAAUAAGUUUUCAUAAAAGGAAAUUAGGCUCCAGAUUCAAACCGGGAAACGGUUUCAAGUCCUGUCUUCUCUUACACGUCAUGUGGGCCUAGUAUAUUGUGUGUGUCAAGUUUCAUUGACAUCCGAGCCCGUUUGAGCAUUUUAGUGUGUCAACCAGUUCGGAAAAGAGUUUGUAAAGAUUAAGUUUUCAUAAACGGAAAUUAGGCUCUAGAUUCAAAACCGGGAAUCGGUUUCGAGUUUUGUCUUCUACUACAAGUCAUGUGUGCCUAGUAUGUUGUGCGUGUCAAGUUUCAUUGACAUCCGAACUCGUUUGAGCAAUUUAGUGUGUCAUCCGGUUUGGAAAAGAGUUUGUAAAGAAUAAGUUUUCAUAACCGGAAAGAAGGCUCUAGAUUCAAAAUCAGAAAUCGAUUUCGAGUUCUAUCUUCUCCUACAAGUCAUGUGUGCCUAGUAUGUUGUGCGUGUCAAGUUUUGUUGACAUACGAGCCCGUUUGAGCAUUUUAGUGUGUCAUCCGGUUCAAAUAAGUUUGUGACUUAUUUGGAUUCGAAGUAUUACAUUGAUUUUAUAAUUUUUUUAUAUUAUUAUUCAUAUUUUUUAGAUCAUUUAAGCACAAAACUUUUUAUUAUUAAAUAAGUCACCCCUAAAUCACAAUUGUAAAAUUAGUAUACAAAAUAUUAUUGCAGAAAUUCUAAUUUAUCUCUACCUAUGGGCCACUUUGUCUUGGAUUUGAUCACAUUACUUGGUACUUUUGGUUAAAUAAACUAGCACACAUAUAUGUUAAGAACUAUUAUAUAUGUAUAUAUAUAUAUAUAUUAUGAAAGUUCCCAUUUGAUGAGACUUAAGGUUUGGUUUGGUUAUAUAUAUAUUAUGAAAGUGACUUAAAUACAAAUAUUAACAAGUCCUAAAUAUACAUAUUAACAAAAUCGUUAUGGGUGCUAAAGAUAUUUUUACCAGAUGUUAUUGUUUGAUUUUCUCCAACUUGAUCUCAGCUUUGAUAGCAACAAAAAGGCAUAGAAGAGCCAAAAACAGCAACAGAGAGCAAUCACUUCCAGUUUUUGUCAGUGAGCAUGACCAAUUCAUGCCCAUUGCUAACAUUACUCGGAUAAUGCGAAGGGUUCUCCCUCAACAUGCCAAGAUCUCCGACGACGUCAAAGAGUACGUCCAACAAUGCAUCUCCAAAUUCAUCAGCUUCAUCACUGGCGAAGCCAACGAGCGCUGCCACCACGAGCAGGGCAAGACUGUCACCGCCCAGGACAUCCUCAGUGCAAUGGGUAGGCUUGGUUUUGAGGACUACGUAGAGCCAUUGACUCUAUUCCUGAACCAUUAUAGAGGGAUUGAGAGCGAGCAUACCUUGAUGCGUGGAGAGCCCUUUGUGAAGCGCACCACCGGGGAUUUCGUGCAGCCUGGGCCUGGAAAUUAUGGGCCGCAGGGUUUCCCCGUGACCCAAACCCAAGCCCAAGGACUUUUGGAUGCACAUGCAGCUAUGAUGAAAAAGGGAAUGAACAGUUACUAUGGGGACAGUCGCGGAGGAGGCAGCUCCUCUUCCAGCCAGGCUGCUCUGCCUAGCUUUGAUCCGUGUGGGCAGUUCAAGCGGUCUUGA
Messenger RNA from Camellia sinensis, 2835 nucleotides. The record is from RefSeq and is a predicted model, not a curated record. NCBI's taxonomy places the organism in Eukaryota, Viridiplantae, Streptophyta, Magnoliopsida, Ericales, Theaceae.